CCGGGGACCAAUAACAACGUAGAACCAGGAAGACCAACGCGUGACUGUGGAAGAAGAAGAAGAAACAUGCAUCACAGUCCUAAAUGAUGUGGGGAGAAAUCGAGCCAUGCCCCGCACCCAGCCCUGUCUGUGGGCUGCUGCUAUCGAGCUGUGAGACAGUGCUCCAUUCUCCCGGGUUAGUUCCAGAGGAUAAAAAGUAUGAUUACAGUCCAGUUGCUAAGGAGCAGCAGGGGGACAAUGAGAGCGUAUGUCCUAGCGAGCUGUCCUCCAUGAUCGAGGCCGUGGCGGCCAGCGAGAGCCCAGUGAAGAGCCAGCAGCUGGGGGAUCCGGACCUGACCCUGGAGGAGAGGAGGCAGGUCCUCCUGCAGCAGUACCGGGCCAAGCCCCUGGUGUUCCUGGAGCGCUACGCUGCGCACCUCAGGCCUGAGCACCUGGCGGCCUUCGCCCACCUGGGCGAUGACUGCAGGGCGCAGCACUACUGCAGGGAGGUGCAGAGGAGGGCGACCAGCCGGGCGGCCCACACCAGGGUCCGCAACAAGCGCUACGCCGCCCUGCGAGCUCUGCAGCAGGAGGGUCAGUAUUUCAGCGAGGAGCAGAUGCGGGUGCGGGAGCCCCUGCUGUAUGAGCAGUACAUCGGUCAGUACCUGAGCGAGGAGGAGCUGUGUCAGCGCGCGGCCCAGAGCAUGUCCGCAGGCUGCACCGGGCUGGCCGACCUGCUGAUGAACUCCUACCAGGAGAGGCUCCUCCAGAACACCCUGCAGCAGCAGCAGGACCAGGAGGAGGAGGCCCAAGAGGAGACCGAAGAGGAGGAGGAGGAGUGCUGUGAGGAAGGAGGCGGAGAGCACUGGGAGCCCAGUGAGGAGGAGAAGGCCCUGCUGAAGGAAGAGUUCCUAACACAGAUGCACCAGCGCUUCUUAGACGGCAAGGACAAGGGCUUCAACUACAGCGAAGUGGAUGAGAAUCCAGACUAUGACAAUCUGGAUAUCGUGAGCCGUGAUGCUGAAGAACGAUACUUUGAUGAUGAUGAUGAUGAAAAAGAGGAGGUAGAGGAGGAAGAAGAAGAAGAAGACGAGGAGGAGAUGCAGUAGCGUACAAAAAUAAUUUUUCCGUUUUGAAAAUCCCCAGAACUGUAAAUGCUAUUUUCAUUUUUCAUCAUUAUGCAGUUGAAUCCUGUAUACAUUCAUAUUUCUGUGUAAAUCUCUCUGCUUUUUCUUUGAUCAUUUCUGUAUGAAAGGGGAGACACAUUUUCAUUAAAUUAUGUAAAUCUUUGUA
Messenger RNA from Conger conger (European conger), 1272 nucleotides. It is a transcript of the gene ccdc97, whose product is annotated as coiled-coil domain containing 97. Lineage: Eukaryota; Metazoa; Chordata; Actinopteri; Anguilliformes; Congridae. The record is from RefSeq and is a predicted model, not a curated record. The coding region runs from base 84 to 1088 and encodes 334 amino acids. The transcript is spliced from 6 exons.